Malus domestica (apple) is the source of this 1131-nucleotide messenger RNA. RefSeq lists its product as uncharacterized. The record is from RefSeq and is a predicted model, not a curated record. Lineage: Eukaryota; Viridiplantae; Streptophyta; Magnoliopsida; Rosales; Rosaceae.
AAGCCCUUUUCCAGGCCCAUUCAGAGUCAGAACCUACACACCAAUCAUCCCUCCACAAAAACUGCUCAAAACUCUCAGCAAAGCGGUUUCAUACUUUCCAGUAAUUUGAUUAGCCCACGGUUUCACCUCCUUCCCAAUUUCCUCGUCACUUGUUAUUUUCGUGAAAUUUUUUAAUGUAUCAGAACACAAAUUACUACACGUGGAGCACCUUGAAUUAUGCAACACAAAAAAAAUUUCUUGUCAUUCUCCUUCAAUUGCUGUAUAUAAACACAUACAGAGCCCAUCCAAAAUCGAAACAAAAAGCAAACUACUUCCAACCCAAGUCGUUUAAGAGCGUUUAACUCUGUAUCCGAUGUCUUCUGUUCGAAUCCCCGUUUCACAAUAUGGAUCCACCGCCAACUCAAACCAAAACGGAAGAAAGAUCAAACCUUUGAUGGUGGUGGGGCAGAUGAAGCCGGUAAAGCCGAGCCGGAGCGACGAGGUGUUGUCACCCGAUGAACAGCUCAAGAUCGCCGAGCAGGUAAGGGCCCAGUUCGACUCUGCCGCCCCAAAGCGACCCAUCAAGCCGAGCCGGAGCGACCCCGAUUCAAACCCGGUUCCCUACUUCGUCGUCGACCAACAACCCACCAUUCCUGAGCUGGACAAGUUUCGUUCUCUCGAGUCCCAAUCCGCUGCUGUUAUACUCUCAGCGCAGGGAGAUCCCACGGUGGAAGAUGAGUUUGUGGAUACAGAGUACUACAAGGAACUCAAUUCCAUCGACAAACAGCAUCACACGACCGGAACUGGGUUCAUAAGAGCGGUGAGAGAAGAGGGCAGUGAAGUUGAUGGGCUCCAUCUUCAUCUACCUGAAAGUCAUGCGAGAGUGGGAUCGAAGAUCAAAAGCAACCCUGCAACAAAUGAUUGGACUCCAAGGAACGAUGACGAUGACGAUGACGCGUGGAUUUAGAUCCUUAAUUACCUACUUAAUUAAUUAUCCUUUGUUAAUGUAAUUUUGUAAUGAAUUAAGAAGAAGAUCACUAUGUUACAUGUAUAGUGAUCAUGUUCAAGAAGUGCAUUGCCGUCCCAUGUAAUUUUGUGUGCCGUGUUCGUAAUGGAUCGUGUUAUUUUAAUUCUAGCACCAAGUUUUGGAUC